UGGACUCUUUUGAUUUACCUGGAGAAUCAAAAGAGUCUACAAAAAACUACCAAGCCAUUACAUGUUUAAAGUCUACAAGUAAUCACCAAAAUUCGGGAGAAUCAAAAAAAUCUAGAACUACUGGGAGAAUCGAAAAAGUCCACCACCGGAAGAAUCGAAAGAGUCUACUAGGAGAAUUAAAAGAGAAUCAAAAGAGUCCACAAAGAACCACCAGUGCCAUUACAUGUUCUAAGUCGCAUGCUAUUUCAUGUCCUGAAAAGAAUUACAAGAGUCCGCAAAAAACUACCGAUGCCAUUAUAUACUCUAUAACGUACCAUUUUAUAUUUCAAAGAGCAAACCUAAAAGUGAAAGAAUGGUAUUCAAGCAAUCAAAAAUCUGGGAGAAUCAAAAGAGCCCAAAAUAAUCCCAAAAAUCAACAGGAACCUCAAAAGAUACCAAGAAAUGAAAAUCUAUCAUUAAACUUGUAA
Molecule: messenger RNA, 467 nt
Organism: Dentiscutata heterogama
Lineage: Eukaryota; Fungi; Glomeromycota; Glomeromycetes; Diversisporales; Gigasporaceae
Source: the annotation of a GenBank genome assembly